Molecule: messenger RNA, 3138 nt
Organism: Linum tenue
Lineage: Eukaryota; Viridiplantae; Streptophyta; Magnoliopsida; Malpighiales; Linaceae
Source: the annotation of a GenBank genome assembly
ACAAAACAACCAAAAAGGAAAAAGAUCGAGAAUAAGCACAAAGAAAGAAAGAACGAAGAACGAAACAGUACUCGAAAUUCUCUUCUGGAUUAAUAGCAAAAAAGAGAGGGGGUAAGAAAGAAAGGAAAGGAAACUGCCGGCGAUAAGUGAAGGUCUCAACAUUUUUAUUACCACCGUCGAUUCCAUUUCCUAAGAUUUCUGUCAGAUCUGAUUGAUUCCCUGUCCUUUUCAACGCACACUUCCUUUGCCGUUGAUCGACGGACGGCGACGGCGGCGCCGAACCCUAACCGCUUGACUGCGGAGGUAGACGACCAUAUGUUAAGAUUCGAGGAGGAGAAAAUAAGGAAACCGAUUUGAUCUUGUUUCGGUUCAGUUUUAUUCUCGCUUCUUUUCGCUUGCCUGGACGAGGGAAGGAGCAAGGAAGAGGAGUUUGACAAAUUUUCUCUGAAAUUUGGCGGUGCUUUCGCGGCCGCUGCUUCUGCUCCGGACAUGGCCGACGCGCUGUCCGUGAUUCCGGCCAACGUGCUCCGCAAUUUGUCCGAUAAGCUCUACGAGAAACGGAAGAAUGCCGCUCUGGAGGUUGAGGGGAUAGUGAAGCAGCUGGCUGCAGCAGGCGAUCAUGACAAGAUAUCGGCGGUUAUCGAUUUGUUGACCUCUGAGUACACUUACUCUCCUCAAGCCAACCACCGCAAGGGUGGGUUGAUAGGUUUGGCUGCUGCAACGGUAGGAUUGACAUCAGAAGCAGCUCAGCAUCUUGAGCAAAUUGUGCCACCUGUGCUUCAUUCUUUCUCUGACCAAGAUAGCAGAGUCCGGUAUUAUGCAUGUGAAGCUCUAUAUAACAUUGCAAAGGUUGUCAGAGGGGAUUUUAUUGUAUUCUUUAACCAAAUAUUUGAUGCUCUCUGCAAACUUUCUGCCGAUUCAGAUGCCAAUGUACAAAGUGCUGCUCAUCUGUUAGACCGACUUGUGAAAGACAUUGUCACAGAAAGUGAUCAGUUCAGCAUUGAAGAAUUCAUUCCUCUGUUGAGGGAACGUAUGAAUGUGUUGAAUCCCUAUGUCCGCCAAUUUCUGGUAGGAUGGAUUACAGUUUUGGACAGUGUUCCUGAUAUAGAUAUGCUGGGGUUUCUACCAGAUUUCCUUGAUGGUUUGUUCAAUAUGCUGAGUGAUUCUAGCCAUGAAAUACGGCAACAAGCUGAUUCUGCACUUUCGGAGUUUCUCCAAGAAAUAAAGAAUUCCCCAGUAGGCCCUCCCCUGACAUUCAACUUUGAUAUUUAUGCUCUUUUGUUCUACUAUUUUCUGACUCGAGCAGUGCUACUGUUGAAGUCUGUAGAUUAUGGGCGCAUGGCUGAGAUACUGGUGCAAAGGGCAGCUUCUUCUGAUGAAUUUACUCGGUUGACAGCCAUCACUUGGAUCAAUGAAUUUGUGAAACUUGGCGGAGACCAACUUGUGCCUUAUUAUGCUGAUAUUCUUGGAGCAAUUUUGCCUUGUAUUUCUGACAAAGAAGAGAAGAUUAGAGUGGUUGCCCGUGAAACCAAUGAAGAGCUUCGAGCUAUCAAGGCUGAUCCUGCAGAAGGGUUUGAUGUUGGAGCAAUUCUCUCAAUUGCCAGGAGACAACUGUCUAGUGAGUGGGACGCUACCCGAAUAGAGGCAUUGCACUGGAUAUCUGCUCUUUUGAACAGACAUCGGGCUGAGGUGUUAAAUUUUCUUGAUGACAUAUUUGAUACUCUCUUGAAAGUACUAUCAGAUGCUUCUGAUGAGGUUGUACUGCUGGUUCUUGAUGUUCAUGCAUGCAUCGCGAAGGAUCCACAACAUUUCCGCCAACUUGUUGUCUUCUUAAUGCAUAAUUUCCGCAUUGAUAAUUCUCUUCUGGAAAAGCGUGGUGCCUUGAUCAUUCGGCGUCUUUGUGUGCUUUUAGAUGCUGAACGGGUAUAUAGGGAACUGUCCAAAAUACUUGAGGGUGAAGCUGACCUGGAUUUUGCUUCUAUUAUGGUUCAGGCUUUGAAUUUGAUUUUGCUUACGUCCUCUGAAUUAGCCGAGCUUCGAGAUCUGUUGAAACAAUCACUGGUGAAUGCUGCCGGCAGAGAUUUGUUUCUAUCAUUAUAUGCUUCGUGGUGCCAUUCGCCGAUGGCCAUCAUAAGCCUUUGCUUGUUAGUACAGAUGUACCAGCAUGCCAGUGGCGUGAUACAGUCACUAGUGGAGGAGGAUAUUAAUGUGAAGUUCUUGGUACAGCUGGAUAAACUGAUUCGGCUGCUUGAGACUCCGAUUUUUGCUUAUCUAAGGCUGCAGCUUCUUGAGCCAGGAAGAUACACAUGGUUGUUAAAAGCCUUGUACGGUCUUCUCAUGUUGCUUCCCCAGCAAAGUGCCGCUUUUAAGAUUCUGCGGACUCGAUUAAAGACGGUACCGUCAUAUUCCUUCAGUGGGGAUCAUCAGGUUAAGCGGACGUCUUCAGGGAACCCGUAUUCUCAAAUUCUACAUCACAGUCCAAGUGGAUCACAGAUCUCGGAGGAUGGUGAUGUAGUAGGGCAGGAAUCGGGAAAUCCUAAUUCUCAAAAUGGGAUUAACUUCACUUCAAAGUUGCAGCAGUUUGAGCAAGUCCAGAGCCAACAUCGUAUCCACACAAGAGAGCUGGCACAUUUGCGCAACACUUCCACUUCAUCACUAAAGGAGGUUCAGAGGUCGGAAGAAACUCGGAGACCUACGUCGUCGUCAUCUACAUCAACGGUAGAAGUAAAUAGGAUGCCAUCAAGAUCAUCCAGGAAAGGCCCAGGGCAGUUGCAACUAUAAUUGAAGUUUCACAUUUUUUUUUUGGUUUUUACAUCUUGUUUUUAAUUUUAAAUUCCCGGGCAAUAUUGGGUGCCAGUGGUGCUUUCUAUCUGUCUUCGGCCUUUUGAAGAGAUGGGGAAGGAAGUGCAUGAAGAAGAGGAAGACAAAGCCUUUUGUAAAAUUGUAUAUCGUUAGUUUGACCUUUUUGUUACAACUUAAUAUUCUUUUUUUUCCCCUUCUUUUAUUUGUUUUAAUCUGAAAACAUAGUGUAUCCCCUCCGUCCCAAUGUGGUUGUGUUAUUUUUUUAAUUAAGAACCACUUGGGCUGUUAGAGUAAAACACUAUUGCUGUUAGAAAAUAUUACUUCAUUCCUCCUUCC